Mugil cephalus (flathead mullet) is the source of this 2272-nucleotide messenger RNA. Its product is annotated as neurofilament light polypeptide-like. Gene Ontology annotation, molecular function: structural constituent of postsynaptic intermediate filament cytoskeleton. Gene Ontology annotation, biological process: neurofilament bundle assembly. Bases 16 to 1851 code for a protein of 611 amino acids. Gene Ontology annotation, cellular component: cytoplasm; axon; intermediate filament. The transcript is spliced from 4 exons. NCBI's taxonomy places the organism in Eukaryota, Metazoa, Chordata, Actinopteri, Mugiliformes, Mugilidae. The record is from RefSeq and is a predicted model, not a curated record.
AUAAAAGUCUGAGUAAUGCAGAUUCACUGUGCAGUCAAUCCAGCUACAUUCCCACUCAUAGAGCUGCCUGUCUCUCCAGUGAUGGCUUCCUCUGGUUUUGACCCUUACUUUCCUUCUACUUACAAGAGGAGGGUAGUUGUGCGCAGUGCAGGCUAUGGAGCUGGAGGAGGAAUAGGGUCUAGGUCUGCCUACUCCACUCACUCUGCCCCAGUGGCUUCCUAUGCAUCUUCACGCAGAACCUAUCCAACAUACACCCGAGCUACUUCCAGCUACUCCACCUUACUUUCUGCUCCAGUGUCUGCAGCUGCCACUGAGCUACGCCUUGACCAAGCAGCCCAAGUCAGUUCUGAGUUCAAAGCAAUAAGGACCCAGGAGAAAGCCGAGCUGCAAGACCUGAAUGACCGCUUUGCGAGCUUCAUCGACAGGGUCCAUGAAUUGGAGCAGCAGAACAAGUUGCUGGAGACGGAGCUCCUGCUGCUCAGGCAGAGGCAGGUGCAGCCAUCUAACCUUCGGGCCCUAUAUGAGCAUGAGAUCCGCCAAAUGCGUGCUGCUGUAGAGGAGGCCCGCCACGAGAAGCAAGCAGCCCAGGACCACAAAGAUGAGUUGGAGAACGUGUUGGGUAGUCUGCAGAAACGCUACGAGGACGAAGUGAUUGGCAGAGAGGAAGCAGAGGGCAGGCUCAUGGAUGCCAGGAAGGGAGCAGAUGAAGCCGCACUGGCCCGGUCUGAACUCGAGAAAAGAGUCGCAACGCUGCUGGAUGAGCUGGCCUUCCUGAAGCGCCUCUGUGAAAGCGAGAUCGCAGAGCUGCAGGCCCAAAUCCAGUACAGCACAGAGGUGUCAGUGGAGAUGGAGGUAGCCAAACCGGACCUGUCUGCCGCUCUUCGCGACAUUCGAGUGCAGUAUGAGAAGCUGGCCCAGCGCAACCUACAAUCGGCCGAAGAGUGGUUCUGCAACAAGAUGAAUGUGAUGACGGUGGGCACAGCACGCAACACAGAGAGCGCGCGCAAUGCCAAAGAUGAAGCCGGAGACUAUCGACGACUGCUCAGCGCUAGAACGCUGGAGAUUGAAGCCUGCCGUGAGAUGAACCAAGCUCUGGAAAACCAACUGCAGGACGUGGAGGAGAAACAGAGUGCUGAGAUCUCUGCACUGCAGGAUACAAUCAGUCAAUUGGAGGAAGAGCUGAGAGCAAACAAGAAUGACAUGGCUCGCUACUUGAAAGAUUAUCAGGACCUGUUGAAUGUGAAAAUGGCAUUAGAUAUCGAAAUAGCUGCAUACAGGAAGCUGCUCGAAGGAGAAGAGAAUCGACUAAAUGUGGCAGGACCGGAGUCUUUCUCUCUUUACUCCCAAGCCAUGUAUGCUGCACCAUCCUAUGGCAGAACAUACUCUAUGCAGUCUCAGCUGAGAUCUGCAGCCCCCUACCUGCUGAGCACCCGCUUGUAUACAUCGCUCUCCACAGAGGAGACAAUAUCCGCAAGCCAAGCACAGCAGGCGGAGGCCAGCCCUGCUCAAGAGGAGGAGGAGGAGGAGGAGGAGGAAAAGCAGGUGGAGGAGGAAGAGAAGGGGGAAGAACAGGAGGAGCCUGGAGAUGAGGAGGAGGCAGAGGAAGAGCAGGGAGAAGAGGAAGAGGAGGCGGUAGAAGAGGAGGAGGAAACGCAAGAAGAGGAGGAAGCACAAGAGGGUGAGGCGGAGGACGGACAAAAAGAAGAUGGCGGGGAAGAAGGAGAGGAGGACGCUGAACAGAAAGAUGAAGAGGCGGAUGAAGAGGGUGAGAAGCAGGAAGAAGACGCUGAAAAGGAAGAAGAGGUGGAAACUGACGUGAAAAAUGGAAAAGCAACAGAUGCAAAAGUUUAAAUUUCAGUGCUUUAAAAAAUAGCUGCAAGCAUUUAGCUGAAGAAUGUACAAAAUUCUCUGGUGCUCUACAUACACAAGUGUUGCAUUCAAAACCAAAUGAAAAUCUCUUGAAAUGAGAAGUGUGGGAGAACUUAAGCUCUGUAUGAUCACUGCUGGGUGACUCAUAGCAUGUAUGCAUAUGUGCACACUGUAACAGCAAAAAAAAAUUAAGCAAUGUGUAAACCUAACGAUUAAGGAAGGAUGUGUCAGGUGUAGAAAUACUGCUUUGUUUCCUGGGACUUGACUGUCACCAAAAUAUGCCUGUACAACUGUUCAUUUGUGCAAUACUCCGUUUGAAAUGCCUUAGUCCAAUAUGAGUGCUUUAAGCCUAUGAUGUGCUGCAUUAAACUCCAAUAAAGCCUUGAAGCCAUGUCAACCCAGA